GGCGGGCGGUGCGCCGUGGCGGGGCGCGGAGCGCAGCGGGCGCAGCGCGGCCUGGCCAUGGGCGCUGAGGCGGGCGGCCCGCGGGACACCGCGCCGGGCCAGCAGCUCCGCGCCCUCUUCUACGCGCUGGCGCCCGGAGAGAGCUCCUUCCGCACGGUGGAGGAGGUGCCCGACUACGUAGAGAAGAGUAUUCCAUUCUUCAUUACUUUUAUUGGGCUGGAGUUUGCUGUCAGCUGGAUUCAGAAGCGUAAGCUGCCUGGUCGGAUCAAUGACGGGAUAAGUUCUCUUUCCUUGGGUAUCCUGUCUCGACUACCAGAUGUUUUAUUCAGAAGUAUUGAGUUAAUUAGUUACAUAUACGUGUGGAAUAACUACAGACUCUUUGAACUGCCCUGGGACUCACCAUGGACGUGGUAUUUGACACUUCUGGGAGUGGACUUUGCAUACUACUGCUUUCAUCGCAUGAGCCAUGAGGUUAAUAUACUGUGGGCUGCACAUCAAAUACACCAUAGUUCAGAAGAUUACAACUUAUUCACAGCCUUGAGACAAUCUGUGCUGCAGAAAUACACCUCCUGGAUGUUCAACUUGCCCAUGGCUCUUUUCAUUCCCCCUUCGGUGUUCGCUGUUCAUUUACAGUUUAAUCUACUUUACCAGUUUUGGAUACAUACAGAGGUUAUCACCAAACUUGGGCCUCUGGAAUGGAUACUUAAUACUCCCAGUCAUCACAGAGUUCAUCAUGGUAGAAAUCCUUACUGCAUUGACAAAAAUUAUGGUGGCACGCUCAUUAUCUGGGACAGGAUAUUUGGAACAUUUGAGGCCGAAGAUGCGAAAGUUGUAUAUGGCUUAACACAUCCAGUAAAUUCAUUUGAUCCCAUCAUGCUCCAGUUACGUCCCUUGGCUCAUAUUUGGAACACGUUUUGGGCCACGCCUGGAUUCUGCAAUAAGCUUUCUGUCAUAUUCAAAGGGCCAGGCUGGGGACCAGGCAAACCUAGACUUGGCCUUCCUGAGGAAAUCCCAGUGAUCACUGGAAAAGAAGUUCCCUUCAAUCCACAUGUACCAGCUUAUCUUAAUUGCUAUGCAUUUGUACAUUUUGCUGUAAUAGUGGACUUGUACACCGAACUUCUUGCUUCUAUGACUAUGUUAUCACAGGGAACAGUUCUUAUGAGAAUUGGCUUUAUCAUUCUGUCUUUGGCAUCUUUUGGACUACUUAUGGAGAACAAGUCCAAAGCAGGAAUUUUGGAAAUCAUCCGCUGUUUAGUCUUCAUAGGUGUUUGCAAACUUGGCUCCUUUAGGAGUAAUUUUUCCUUCUUGGGAUAUGCAUAUGAGGAGAAAUAUGAAAAUUCUUGGAGACUGGAAGACUUAAAUAUAAAGUAUUUCGCUCUGCAUUAAUCCUGUGCCUCAGAAACAGACUUUUAGCCAUUGACAAGGAGUGGAUACAGGAAUAAAUAGACCCAUGGUCUGAUACGUGUGGUUACUUUUGUGUUCUUAGCAUUUAUUUUAUUCUGUUCAUGCCUUUUGCUUUUUAUUAUUUUCCUUUCCAGUACAGUUUGCAUUUCAUAUCUCUUUUAAUAUUAUCACAAUGAAAUAAGAAUAGUCACUGUUAGUAUUCCUGUCUGAACAACAUUACCAAGCUACUUACUGUUGAUUACCAGAAAAUAAUGGUUGUUCAUAACCAACAAGGUUAUGAAUAGGUGGCUGGAUUAGUAGAACCUCAUCAAAAAGUUACUCUUGGGUUUCAAAUCAGAACAAAAUCAAAUAAAACAGUAGGAACUGGGAUUCAGACAAGUGCAGAAUGGUUCCUUUGACUUUAAACAUAUACAAAAUUUAUAGUGUCUUUUCCAGCUGGAAGUGGUCUCGCUUCUCCUGUUUUCUUAAAGAAAUGGAAUUAGAAAAAUGAAAAAAAAAAACCUACUGCUGCUGUGGGUCUGGGAGGUUUUACUGGUUUUUUUGGUUUUAUUUUUUUUUUCUGCCUGGGUUGGAAAACAAUAGCUAUUGGACAAUAUUUAAAGCUAGAUAAAUGCCACUAAUUGAGAAUUGUUUCAUUUCUCCCCUGUCCCCUUGUUACAUUGUCAAAACUUUGGUGUGUAAAUCAAAUGGUUCUUGAAUUCCUUUGAUAAGAGUCUGCAAGAAUUUAGCAGGUAUUUUAAGAAGUUU
Motacilla alba alba is the source of this 2151-nucleotide messenger RNA. RefSeq names its product alkylglycerol monooxygenase (gene AGMO). Gene Ontology annotation, molecular function: iron ion binding; oxidoreductase activity. NCBI's taxonomy places the organism in Eukaryota, Metazoa, Chordata, Aves, Passeriformes, Motacillidae. Gene Ontology annotation, cellular component: endoplasmic reticulum. Gene Ontology annotation, biological process: lipid biosynthetic process. The transcript is spliced from 13 exons. The coding region runs from base 58 to 1386 and encodes 442 amino acids. The record is from RefSeq and is a predicted model, not a curated record.